GAGAGAGAGAGAGAGAGACAGAGAGAGAGAGAGAGAGGCUGACUGAGGAAAGGAAAAGGGGUGGGGACGGCAGAGGGUGAAUGCAGGAAAGUUUUGCUUCGUAGCAGCAAGUUGGAAAAACUCAGCAAACUGCAACAAAAUCCUCAGCCAGCUCGACAGCAAAGCAAACAGCGUGGGACUGAACACACACUGCCACUCCCACACAGGUUGAGGAGAGAGAGCAGAGCUUUAUUCCACGGUGUGUGUGUUAGCUAGCACAUUAGCCAGCCACGUUAGCAAUGUGUGAGGACGCAGUCCAAGCAGAGAGGACCAGCAUGGUGAGCAGCACCCACGAGAGCCAGGACCUGAUGGUCCCCAGCCUCGACCAACCCUCCCCCAGUCACAGCCUCUCCCAGCUGGGCACAGGAGCUCUAAGCGCAGCCUCUGAAUCUGGAGCCCCUGGAGGAACAACCACCAAGGAGGGGCCACUAAGCCCAACACUGACCCCAGGGACGGGCCCGGUUAACGCCAUCACGGUGCUGACCCUCCUGGACAAACUGGUCAACAUGCUGGACACGGUUCAGGAGAACCAGCACAAGAUGGAGGAGCGUCAGGUGGAGAUGGAGGGAGCGGUGAUGGGGAUCCAGACAGACAUGACCAAGCUGUCCAAGAGCCACACACACACCGCCAACACCGUAAGCAAGCUGCUGGACAAGAGCCGCAAGGUGUCCGUCACCAUGAAGGAGGUGCGCGACAGGAUGGAGCGACAGGCUGGACAGGUGAAGAAGCUGGAGGCAAACCACUCCCACCUGCUCAAGAGGGACAACUUCAAAGUGCUCAUAUUCCAGGAGGAGAAUGAAAUCCCAACCAGUGUGUUUGUCAAGGAUACUGUUCCUUUCCCCCGUGAAGCUGAGGAGGGGGAGGAGCCCACCGCCGUCAUCGACGCCAACCGCUCCACGGAGGAGGGGCUUCACACCAUCGACCUAUCCUCAGACGAGGACGUAGGGCUGGAGGCGGACCUGGACGAGGUGGGAGAUGACGUAUACGAGCUGGCCGGAGAGCACACAGACAAAUCCCGCACGGAUAAGUUUAAGCGCUCUAGUCUAAAGAAGGUGGACAGUCUGAAGAGGGCCUUCUCCAAAGCGAAUAUAGAGAAGAAGAUGAACAAGAUUGUGUCACAGGAGAAACGAGAGAAGAUGAAGAAGAGCCUGACACCCAACCACCCAAAGAGUUCCUCCUUCAAAGUGUCCCCUCUCACGUUCAGCAUCAAGAAGAAUCGUAAGUCUGAGGGCCAACCUGAAGCUGAAGCAGAGGUGGAGGCCUCAUCCCAGACCGGGGUCUCGCCUACUGCCGUGGCCUCCAUUGAGAUCUCCCCGCUGGCCAGCCCUGAUGAGGAGGUCCUCUUCACCGAGGUGCACUCCCAACUGGCUCCAGGGCUGGAGGAGUCCAAGGCUGAGGCUUUGGAGAUGGAAGAGCUGGCUGUCAGUGAAGUUCCAGAAUCUGACGAAAUUCCAGAAUCCAACGGUUUUUCUGAUUCCAAACCGUUCCUAGAAUCCGACGUUCCUGAGGCGGAUGUGGAUCUGUCGGUUAUGACGGAGGGAGUGAGGGAGGAGUACACUCUCUCUGCCACGCUCCCGCAUGAUGCCUUCCACUCUAUCUCACCCUUCGAUGAGGAAGACAGGGAGGAGAAAGUGCAGCGGGAGAAAGAGUAGGAGACGGAAGGAGAGAAAGAGUAGGAGAAGGAAGGAGAGAAACAGUAGAAGGAAGGAGAGAAGAAAGUGUAGAAAGAGGUGGAGGAGAAGGAAGAGGAGUAGGAGGAGGAGGGGAGACUUGUGGAAGAGGAGGCCCAGCUGUCAAAGUCCCCUAAAACACACACACACAAAAUAAAUACACAUACACCUAUUCCCUAAAAUACUUCCCCAUUCCCACUCCCACACUCUGCCCAUCAUCCUCUAAAAACCUCAGACAGACCCUCUGUUCAAAAACACACACCCACA
This is a messenger RNA of Oncorhynchus masou masou (cherry salmon), 1976 nucleotides long. RefSeq names its product caveolae associated protein 2b (gene cavin2b). Bases 279 to 1691 code for a protein of 470 amino acids. Lineage: Eukaryota; Metazoa; Chordata; Actinopteri; Salmoniformes; Salmonidae. The record is from RefSeq and is a predicted model, not a curated record. Gene Ontology annotation, cellular component: caveola; cytoplasm. Gene Ontology annotation, molecular function: protein kinase C binding. The transcript is spliced from 5 exons.